AUGAUAAGAAGAGGGCUAAAAUCUGCUGGCUGCGUAUUAAAUGUUUAUGAAAAAGAGUCAGAAAAUGCUAAAAGAUUUAAACACGAUUUUCUUUUAACUCUAAGUACUCAUGUUCCAUUAAUCCAUGUUCAUGUUGCCAUAGGUAGUAAGAUCCGUGUAUGCAAUGCAAAGGGUUUAGCAUGCUUAGCUCAGUAUGACACCUUGAUAUUCAAACUGCAAGGAAGGGUUGGAAAUAACUCUCAUAACUGCGGCUGUUUUUUAAACUGCGAAGAUCUCAAUUUUAAAAAGGACAAGUCCUCUAUCACUCCUUGGGUUCGGCCCUUGUCCUGCAACACUCGGAUGCGUUGGGCAGUGGAAAAAUACAACCGAGUGCGACUCCGCCGAGACGUUAUCUACAGUUAUGAUGAUUUUCUUGUUUCCAUUGGUGGCACUGCUGCACUCUUUCUGGGAUGUAGUCUCCUCACAUUUGCUGAAUUUCUAUACUUCUUUACAUUGCGUCUCUUUUGUUUUGUCCGUCAGCACAGGCUCUCUGAAUCAAACCUAAAAACUACUAAAUUAAUUGUUCCUCUAAACAAUUAACUUGAGUACCAAUAACCUCAUAAUCCCAAAAAAAAAUAAAAAAAAAAAAAUUAAAAAAAUUAAAAAAAAAAAAUUCAGUAACCAACAGAGGAAGGAGCGAAUAUUGUGAGUAAUGAAAAAUGAACAAGCUAGUCCCGCAGGUUUUAAGUAUUCUCUCGAGUGGGAAAAAUGGUCUGGGACUGUAGACAUGACGUUUUUAUUCCUUUUUGGUGGGAAAGAGGGCAGAGGAGGUACUAAAAUGUGAUUCAGACAUGAUGCAUACGUUUGCUGAGGGUUCAUUUCUUGUUGACUACAACUGAAAAUCCUAACUAUGAAGUUAUGAAUAAUUAAUAAUCCAUGAAUUUGAUUUACCUAUCAAUCGCAGAUUUAGUAUCAGGCAAAAAAACUCUUAAACUGUGGCUUACUGCAAGUAACAGGAUGGUAGAUUCAGUUUUUGUUUAGUAUUUGGCUCGAAUUCUAAUUUUUGGCCUCAGUUUUCCCACAGAAUAGUGCGCAUCCAGCACACUUCUAACAUACUGUUACUUUAGUAUCUUAGGUGUACUAUUUUUACAUUGUAUUUUGUAUAAGUAGAAUCUCCUACUUAUGGGAGCCACAUGGUGCCUUUCAUAGAUUGUGCAUCUUUCUACUUAAUUCUACCCAAAAGUUUAAAUUUUUAGUCCUUGAACUGAGAAAGACAGCAAUAUUCUGAACGAGAUGGAGAACACAGCAUUUUUUUUCUGUCUUCUUCCUCUUUUUUCCCAUUUUUCCGUGGGCAGAAAAUUCAAUUUUUACUCUAGUUCACUUGGAAUAUUUCUUUAUCAAUAAUUGUGAAUUUGUUGGUAGGUGGUUAAACAGUCCAAGUCAGUUCUACAAUUAUCAAUUAAAUAUCGAAGGUCGACCUUGGGAUGAACAAACAAUAGAAAAAUUAAACGUGCAUAAAACUUA
Messenger RNA from Bemisia tabaci, 1503 nucleotides. The record is from RefSeq and is a predicted model, not a curated record. Lineage: Eukaryota; Metazoa; Arthropoda; Insecta; Hemiptera; Aleyrodidae.